AACUUUUUUAACUGAACGAAAUGGGUUUUUAAAUGUAUAUGUUUCCUUUUACAUAAAACGGUAAUAGGAAUAAAACAUAAUAUAUGCACUUUCUGUUUCACCAAGAAAUUUAUUAAUCAAAAUGUCGAAUAAUUUCGAGACUUGUAAUAUGUGGGGGUCUAAUAAUUUGAUUCAGAUUUGUGAGAACUGUAGGAUUAAGUGCUGUGGUAAGUGCUUUGAACACCAUGGUGGUAAUGCAUGUAAAUAUAUCAAAGACAGUAAGUGUCAUAUCUGUGAAAUUCACAGAGAACUACUUAAUUCUUUGACCGGAUAUUGUUUUCAGUGUCAAUAUUUAAUAUGUGAUUUAUGUCGGACAAUAGGAGAUCAUGAUGAUCAUACAAUCGUGGUAUUAACGGAGGCUGUUUUUAUCGUACAAUCGGAACAUAUACAUUAUACAGAGAGUGAUGAAAAACGUUCAAUUGAAACAACUUCUGAUACAAAGAAACUCCUAGAAACUUUAACUGACCAAAUAGAAAAUCAGUGUAAAAAAAUAAUUGAUUGUAUCUCAUUGAAGAAACAUAGACUUCUAUCAGAACUUAACGAACACAAACAGUCUCUAAAAGAUUAUGAAAUAGAAAGGGAAAGAGACAUACAAAGUGUCCGGGAAGUCAUGUCGGAAUUAAAAUCGUCAAGAGCUGUAUUUCCAAUUAUUUUUUUGCAUAAAUGGCAAAAUUUUGCAAAACAAAUGAAUAAGCUUGAAAAAAUUAAACCCGCUGAUCGACUAACCUUUCAUUGUGGAUUAAUAAACAAAUCAAAUUUAGAUGAACAGUUCGGCAAGUUACAAAAUGUAGAUCCGCAAAAGGACGUGAAUGAUCAAGAAGUUGACAAGUUAGUAUCUGAUGAAUCACUAAAGAUAAAUAACACAGACAUGGUUUCAAGACAAUAUCAAGAAAUUCAAACACAGAAUGAAUCGUUGAAAAGGGAGGCAUUGAGCCUAAAAUCAGAACUAGAAACAUUAAAAAAUGAGAGAAAUUACAUGAUACAACUGUCAGAGGAAACGUGCCAGUUUGUAAAAGACUACAAUAGUAAACUGGAAGAUUGUUGUAUACAUGUAAAUGAAAAAAAUCUGCUCAAAAGAUUUGGUAGUAGUCACAUGGACUCGUAUGCUGAUAGAAUGAAUUAUAUCAUAAAACAAUUCCAGAUGCUAAAAGAGCAUGGUAUUCAAAACGAAAAGGGAUUUUUGGAGCAGCUGAAAGGAAUGGCUAAAUUGACAAAUGAAUUGAAUUCAGACAUAAACCAAAAACAACAUGAAAUAAGGAAAAUGAACAAGUUAUUGAAUGAUCUACAGUCCAAGGAAAGGCGAAUUUCUGAAUUGGGAGUUAAAGAAUCCGAUGCAAGGAAAGGAGAGCAAAAGCUCUAUGACACUAAAGAUAAACUACAAAUAGAACACAGUAAAGAAAUAGAGUCCCUUAAAAUCAAGCAUCAAUCAGAUCUGUUGAAACAAGUUCAAAACGAGAAGAAUAGAAAUGAAAAGGUGAAUAGACAAACACAAGAAAAAAUAAUAAAACUACUCAAAGAAAAAGAUGAGAAUAUCUUACAACUGAGAGGAGAAAUUAAAGGCAGUCAAGCACGUUUUGAUGAUAACAUCAAUCAUUUACAGCUGAAGCUGUACGAAGGCGAGACUGAAAUAAUGCAACUCCGGCAGGUUCAGAAAGAGACACAAGAAAAUAUAAAAAAACUAAUAACAGAAAAAGACGAACUUCAAACUCGGCUUAGUAGUGUUGCUGGGGAGAAACUUAGCAAGGGAAAUCCCACUAUUACCGAUCUUGGAGAUCCUAAUCGUCCAAUGAAAAUUGGUGAAAAAUAUGGAGAAUUGUAUGAUAAUGAAUGGACAGAUGCUAUGGAAUGCAUCAAUGACAUAAAAUCAUUUUACAGCGACUGUGAACAUCUAGAUAUAGAGGAAGUAAUGGUACUUCAUCUUUGUAGACUACUGAAAAUGUGUUACAACGAAUGUUUAUCAUUGGCAGAUGAACAGAUAGAUAAAAUUGGAAAAACAAUUUCAGAAACUUUGUGUCUCAAUGUUAAUUCUAGAAGUGAUUAUUACAAUUUACCCGCGUGCAAAGAUGUAGUCGUACAAAGAAGACAGAAGUCUGACCACUUUGUGAAUCAUUUGCUUGCUAAUCAGAUUAUCGGCAAAACAGCUGUGCAUGACUGGAAUUAUGCUUAUAAAAGUGGAGACGUAAUGAAGCGUCUAAUGAAAAUGCAAUUUUUUGAAAAAUGUGUAAGUCUUUGUUGGUGUAUGGUGAUUCAAGAUCCCGUAAUGUAUUUAGAUGCAGACAUAACGCAAGGCACAACUUUCGACAAGAAUACAUACAAAGAAUUUGUCAAGAGCGGAAACAAAGUAAAAUAUAUUGUUUGGCCAGCACUUUUUCUACACAAAGACGGGCCUUUGCUUCAUAAAGGAAUCGUACAAGCGUAUUGGCAAUAAUUUGAUAUUUGACGUGUUUUUGAAUGAUUGAAAGAAAUUAAACGGAAUAACAAGGUAUCCAAAAGUUAACUGAAUAAAACACAACCGGCGAAAUAUACCAAAGGGAUAAUGAACUGCAUCAUUUGAAUACUGAUUUUCCUAAUUUGGUUUUUUAUAUGUUGAAUUAUUACUUAAUACAUAAUGACAUUUUCUGUUUAAAUCUCUUCAGACAUAACUAAUUAUAAACAAAAAAUGUUAUAUUAUAUAAUAUCCAAAAUAAAAACAACAAUGAUGUAAAAAUAAACGCAAGAAGGUAAGGCGUUUCGUUUUAUCGAUGUGAAUCAUCCUCUGCUAGCGUGGUGUUUUGAAAUAUCAUUCAACUUUUAUAUCAGGGGACUUAUGAGUUAUUUCUUCUAUACAAUACUGAUAGUUU
This is a messenger RNA of Mytilus californianus (California mussel), 2879 nucleotides long. Its product is annotated as polyamine-modulated factor 1-binding protein 1-like. Gene Ontology annotation, molecular function: zinc ion binding. The record is from RefSeq and is a predicted model, not a curated record. The transcript has a single exon. Lineage: Eukaryota; Metazoa; Mollusca; Bivalvia; Mytilida; Mytilidae. The coding region runs from base 122 to 2467 and encodes 781 amino acids.